UAUCAAAGAGGAGAAUGAAUGUUAAUUACUUGCACGAUUGUGUCAAGAAAGUGGCAAAAGAAAAUCUUGCAAAAUUUCAACGAGAUGACUAAUGAAAGACUGAUUGAUGCGCCCCCACAGCUACGUACGUACUGAGACUCAUAAACAGCAGAAAUUCAUAUGACAGUUACUUGGAUCCAUUGCUUUACUCAACUGCACCCACAAAUCCCCAAUGAUAGCUGCAGAAAGGUAGAAAUACUCAUCACUCUUGCUUAGUGAUCAACACUGUGUUCUUGAAAAGAAAACGUAAAGCUCACGCCACUUUUUGCCACCACCCUUCCCUCUGCAUGCCACCCUUGAGUUUUUAUGAUUGAAACUCGAUUAUAUUCUCUCUGGUAGAAUCCCAUCAAGAACCUACUUUCUUUUCCUCGAAUCCCUUUUUUGCAAUUCUUGUAUUCUUAGCUCAACUGUGCAAAAACAAAGUUUCCAAGGCAUGAAUGAGAGAGGGAAAGCUAUGGAAACAUACAGUAAUUUCCCAGAUUUCAACUACUCUGCAUCAGAAAUGCCCUGCAAGAAACACCCCAAUUCAUCUUCCGUCGGCGUAUGUGCUUACUGCCUGAAAGACAGGUUGGAGAAAUUGGUUUGCUCGGAGUGCGGAGAACAGCGCAUUUUUUCAUGCUCUUGCUCUGAUCGCAUUUCCUCCUCAUAUCGCAAUUCUUGCAGUACGGUGGAGGUCGGAAGGAUCUCAUUCUUGAUACCCCAACAAGGUCAUCCACAUUCCAAGUCCAGAAGAAAAGAUGAGGGUUCAGAGCAAGUUGUUUUUCUCAGAAGCAGCAGCAGCAGCUGUGUGGAAGUCAAGAAAAGCAAUGGGUUUUGGAGGAUAAAGCGGCUAUUCAGGAAGAAAACACACAAAAAGGGGUGUGGAAAAAACAGUGAAUUUCCUGAUGACGAAAGUGAGAUUGUGGUUUCUGACAUAAUGGGGUGGUCGAGGUCUAGGUCCCUCUGCAGUUUCCGGGGUGGCAAGAACAAUGAUCUCGAUCAAGGAAGUGAUCACGCCUUCUCUAGCGCCAAGAUUUCUGAUGUUACAAAUGGGAUCUUCUUCGAUUCUGAUAAACAAUAUGGCUUUCUCCAAGAAUCUGAACCAAGAAAAUGUGGAUUCAGAAGGGGAACAAAUCAAAUGGAGCUUGAUAGAGUUUAUAACAGGAGUAUAUAUCCAGUCAAGGAAAGUGAUUUCAGUGCCAUGGACGACUCAGCUUUCAUCGAUCUAAAGUUCGAUUUUUCAUCCGAUUGCAAGCAAGAUUUCUCUGCUGGUACCAUCAGCGGAGCUUCUGAUCAUGGAGAGAGUCCUGCAAGUUCGAAACGUGAUAGGAUUUGGGGGGAUAGGGGAUCUUGCAGGAUCACAGUGAAUGAAAGAGGAAUGAAAAGGGAAAGCAGAAGCCAAAAGGUCUGGAAAUGGAUUUUUAAGUAGUAAAUAAUAGCAUUUUGAGUUCUGCUGAUAAUUUCUACAAGCAAUUAAGUGGUGUCCACUUUAAUUACCAGUACACAAUAACCUUUUUUUUCAGUUUCAACUCUCUACAGGUUUCAUUGCAGAAACUGUUGUCCUGCUUUUACCUGAUUGGUGAUUAUGAAUUGAUGUACGAGCAAGAAUUUAGUACACAAUAUUUCUCUUCUUUCUUA
Messenger RNA from Sesamum indicum (sesame), 1656 nucleotides. RefSeq lists its product as uncharacterized. The record is from RefSeq and is a predicted model, not a curated record. Lineage: Eukaryota; Viridiplantae; Streptophyta; Magnoliopsida; Lamiales; Pedaliaceae.